This is a messenger RNA of Peromyscus californicus insignis, 5771 nucleotides long. RefSeq names its product tetratricopeptide repeat domain 21A (gene Ttc21a). Gene Ontology annotation, biological process: intraciliary retrograde transport; protein localization to cilium. Bases 124 to 4068 code for a protein of 1314 amino acids. Gene Ontology annotation, cellular component: intraciliary transport particle A. The record is from RefSeq and is a predicted model, not a curated record. Gene Ontology annotation, molecular function: protein binding. The transcript is spliced from 29 exons. Lineage: Eukaryota; Metazoa; Chordata; Mammalia; Rodentia; Cricetidae.
UCUUAGCAACAGGCCGGCUGCCAGGUUGCCAAGGACGCGAGAGCCUCGGACUUCCGGCAGUGAGCCGGGCGGCGAGUUGGGCAGCCAGAGCCAGCCGGGCAUCACCUAGGCCGGGCUGCAGCGAUGAGCAGCGAUGACUCCUCCCUCAUGGCUUCGAUCAUUUACUACAGCCAGGAAAAGUACUUCCACCACGUGCAGCAGGCUGCGAGUGUGGGCUUAGAGAGGUACAGCAAUGACCCUGUGCUGCAGUUCUUCAAAGCUUAUGGAGCCCUUGGGGAAGACCAUAUCCAUGAUGCCAUCAGUGAGCUGGAGAGCAUCCAAAGCCACCCAGAUAUGGCCCUAUGCUCUGUCAUCGCUCUGCUUUAUGCUCACAAAUGCUGUGACAUCAUUGAUGAAGAAGCAGUUCAAGAGUUGGAGAGUAGCUUGAAGGAGAUCCGCAAGACGGCCAGUGAUACUGCCCUGUACUAUGCCGGCCUCUUCCUCUGGCUCGUAGACCGCCAUGACAAGGCCAGAGAAUACGUUGACCACAUGCUGAAGGUCUGCAGUGGCUCCAAAGAGGGCUACGUGCUCAGAGGCUGGGUGGACCUCACUUCCAAUAAGCCCCAUGUUGUGAAGAAAUCCAUCAAGUACCUGGAACAAGGGACUCAGGACACCAAAGAUGUGCUGGGGCUGAUGGGCAAGGCAACAUACUUCAUGACCCAGCAGAACUUCUCCAGGGCCCUGGAGGUGGUGAACCAGGUCACUACGGCCUCAGGGAACUUCCUGCCCGCCUUAGUUCUGAAGAUGAGACUGUUCCUGGCCCGGCAAGAUUGGGACCAGACCAUAGAGACCGCACUCAGAAUCCUUGAAAAAGAUGAAAGCAAUAUUGAUGCCUGGCAAAUUCUAACUGUGCAUGAACUCGUGAGGGAAGGAAUCACGGCCACGGCUACAGAUCGUGUUAGAAGUCUAAUCAAGGCGCUAGAGACUCGAGAACCCCAGAAUCCCAGCCUCCACCUUAAGAAGAUUCUUGUGGUCAGUAGACUGUGUGGGAAGCACCAGGAGGUCCAGCGGCUUGUGAGCGGCUUCCUGGAGCGUAUCUUCAUGGCCACACCCUCCUGUGCCCUUGUGGCCACAGAGCUGGGCUACCUCUUCAUCCUACAGCAGCAAGUGAAGGAAGCAUGUCUGUGGUACAAGGAGGCCAUGAAGCUGGAGGAGAACAGGCUGGAUGCCUUGGCAGGGAGCAUCUGGUGCCAGAUCUUACAGGGCCAGCUGGAGGAGGCUGCAAACCAGCUGGAGUUCCUCAAGGAGGUGCAGCAGUCCCUUGGGAAGUCUGAGGUGCUGGUUUUCCUGCAAGCCCUUGUGGCGUCGAAGAAGCAAAAGCUGGAGCAAGAGGCCACAGCGCUGCUGAAGGAGGCAGUGGAGCUGCAUUUCUCCAGCAUGCAGGGCCUGGCCCUGAGCCCCGAGUACUUUGAAAAGCUGGACCCCCUCUUUCUGGUCUGCAUUGCCAAGGAGUAUCUGCAUUUCUGCCCCAAGCAGCCUCGGUCACCUGGCCAGCUCGUGUCUCCACUUCUUAAACAAGUCGCUAUGAUCUUGAGUCCUGUGGUGAAGGUAGCCCCGGCCAUGAUGGAGCCCUUGUAUGUGAUGGCUCAGGUCAAGUUUCUCUCAGGAGAGUUGGAGAAUGCCCAGAGCACCCUGCAACGCUGCCUGGAGCUGGAUCCCACCUUAGUGGAUGCCCACCUCCUCCUGUCCCAGAUCUACCUGGCUCAGGGCAACUUUGCCAUGUGUUCCCAUUGUUUAGAGCUGGGUGUCAGCCACAACUUCCAGGUCCGAGACCACCCCCUCUACCACUUCAUCAAAGCCAGGGCCCUCAACAAGACUGGUGACUAUGCUGAGGCCAUAAAGACCUUGAAAAUCAUCAUCAAGUUGCCCACCACAAAGGCAGAAGAGAACAAGAAGCUCCGAGGCCCCUCCGUUCAGCCCAGCGAGCGGGCAUCCAUCCUGCUGGAGCUAGUAGAGGCCCUCCGACUGAACGGGGAGCUGCAUGAGGCCACCAAGAUCAUGCAGGAUGCCAUCAACGAGUUCAGCGGCACGCCAGAGGAGAUGCGGAUCACAGUUGCCAAUGUGGACUUGGCUCUGAGCAAAGGCAACGUGGACUUGGCACUGAGCAUGCUAAGAGGCAUCACACCCAAGCAGCCCUGCUACACAGAAGCCAAGGAGAAGAUGGCCAGCAUCUACCUGAACACUCGCAAGGAUGUGCGCCUCUACAUCGGAUGCUACAUGGAGCUCUGUGAACAUCUGCCCGGUCCCCACAGCAGCCUGCUACUGGGUGAUGCUUUCAUGAACAUUCAGGAGCCUGAGAAGGCCCUGGAGGUGUACGAUGAAACCUAUAGAAAGAACCCUCAUGAUGCCUCCUUGGUCAGCAGGAUGGGACAAGCCUACAUGAAGACCCACCAGUACACCAAGGCCAUUAAUUACUAUGAGGCUGCCCAGAAGAUCAGCGGGCAGGACUUCCUGUGCUGCGAACUGGCCGAACUGCUCCUGAAGCUGAAGAAAUACCACAAGGCAGAGAAGGUGCUGAAGCAGGCCUUGGAACGAGAUUCGGGGGUCAAGGAUAUUCCAUCCAUGAUGAAUGAGGUUAAGUGCUUGCUUUUGCUGGCAAAGGUUUACAAGAGCCAUAAAAAAGAGGAUGUGGUUGAAACGCUGAACCAGGCCUUGGACAUCCAGUCCCGGAUACUGAAGAGAGCCCCUCUGGAACAGCCAGAACUGAUCCCCUUCCAGAAGCAGCUGGCGGCCUCCAUCUGCAUCCAGAUUGGGGAGCACUAUCAGGCAGAGAAGGACUUCGACAGCGCUGUGAAGUCCUAUAAAGACGCCCUCUCCUACUCACCUACGGACAAUAAGGUGGCGCUGGAGCUGGCGCAACUCCACCUACUUCAGGGGCAGCUGGACUUAUGUGAACAGCGCUGUGGCCCCCUCUUACAGAUAGAGCAGACCCACGAGAGAGCUGCCGUGAUGCUGGCUGACCUGAUGUUCAGAAAACAGAACUACGAAAAGGCCAUCAAUCUCUACCGCCAAGUGCUGGAGAAAGCUCCAGACAAUUUUUUGGUAUUGAAUAAAUUGAUUGAUCUGCUCCGACGGAGUGGCAAGCUUGAAGAGGCUCCUGCUUUCUUAGAACUGGCCAAGAAGGUGUCUAGUCGGGUGCCUUUGGAGCCAGGGUUUAACUACUGCCAAGGCAUUUACUACUGGCACAUUGGACAGCCCAAUGAAGCUCUGAGGUUUCUGAACAAAGCCCGAAAGGACAGCAUUUGGGGCCAGAUUGCCACCUGCUACAUGGUACAGAUCUGUCUGAACCCUGAUAACGAGGUUGUCGGUGGAGAGGUUUUUGAGAGCCUGGUGGCUGACAGCAACUCUGCCAGUCGGAAAGAGUCCCAGCAGCACGGGGUGCGCACUGCAGAGAAGCUCCUGCGGGAAUUUUACCCACACUCUGACUCCGGGCAGACCCAGCUGCGGCUGCUGCAGAGCCUCUGCCUGCUGGCCACCAGGGAGAAGGCGAAUGUGGAGGUGGCUCUGGGUGCCUUUAUCGAGAUGGCCCAGGCUGAGAAGGACAGUGUCCCUGCGUUGCUGGCCAUGGCACAGGCCUACAUGCUACUGAAGCAAGUCCCCAAGGCCCGUACACAGCUGAAGCGUCUGGCCAAGGUCCCGUGGACACUGGAUGAGGCCGAAGACCUGGAAAAGAGUUGGCUUCUGCUAGCAGACAUCUACUGCCAAGGCGGCAAGUUUGACCUGGCCUUGGAGCUGCUCCGCCGCUGCCUCCAGUUCAACAAGUCUUGCUGCAAGGCCUAUGAGUACAUGGGCUUCAUCAUGGAGAAGGAGCAGUCCUACAAGGACGCGGCCACCAACUAUGAGCUGGCCUGGAAGUACAGUCAUCAGGCCAGCCCUGCCAUUGGUUUCAAACUGGCUUUCAACUACCUGAAAGACAAGAAAUUUGUAGAUGCCAUCGAAGUCUGUCACAGUGUCCUGACGGAGCACCCCAACUACCCCAAGAUCAGAGAGGAAAUUCUGGAGAAAGCCCAAGGGUCCCUGAGGCUCUAGCCAUGGCUGGAAAGGGCUUGAGCCGGUAGAAGCCAUCCAUCUACAGACGCUCCAUGGGGAGAGUAGGAAGUAGUGGAUCAGUGGAGAAAGAAUUGGGAAAAUGACAUAUUCUCGCCAUUCUGUAUUGUCUGUGGCUUAUUUGGAUUCAUGUUUCAUCUGACCUGAGGGUGUCUGGAAACCUUAUGUUUUUAAGGCCUAAGAAGCAGUUUUUCCUGGGGAAGGAAGACAGCAGUUUAGCUUAUGCCAGGGCUUGCUGGGACCUUCCUCACGGACCCCACUUUUGUUCCAGACUCUUGAAGAAACAGAACAGAGAUCUCCCAGUGGAAUGAUGGCUAGGAAAAAGCACCCUAGAGCCAUUUCAAGUGUCCCCUGCCCCAGUCUUGUCCCCAGUAUCUCAGAACUAGAGAAGCGACUGCCCCUCCCCACACCCCACGAUGUCCACUGAGUCUGCCCUGGCAGUAGGCUCAGACCAGGGGAAUCACCUGCAGAAGGACCCCAAGUUAAGGCCCUGUGCAAGAGGGUCAACAGAUUUUCAAGGCCCAUUGUCCUCUCUGAGGACAUUGUGUCCCCACCCACCUCCCCCAAGCUGGACCUCACCAGGUUGAGACAAGCACAGUACCACUGAGCCCCAUCCUGUCCCUACAAUUACCACGCUUGGAAUUUUGUAAAAGAUAUUGGCCAGCUGGCUCACCUUCCAGGAUCCCAUUUAAUGCCUAAAGGGGCAGGUGCAGUGCAGGUAGCUAAUGGUCAUUGUGCCUGGUGAGAGAACUCACCAUUGCUCGGUUCCCAGUACAACUCUCCGUUUCUCAGGAUGGAAUUAAGGGCCAGUCCAGCCUCAGGGGAAGGAACUCUGAACUGGGCACCUGGAGGCCUAAGGUCGCACCAUGUUGCCCCUCCCAAGUGCUCACUCUCUCUGGGUGUCAAUGCUCCACUCUUAGAUCUGGAUAGGGGUGUGACUUAGUUGGUGGAGCACUUGCCCAGCCUGCAUGAAAUCCUGAGUUUGACCCCCCAGCACCACAUAAACCAGCAUGGUGUUCACACCUGGAACCCUAGCACUUUGGAGGUGUUGGCAGGAAAAUCAGAAGGUCAGGGUCAUCCGAACAUCAUCUGAAGUUACCUUGAACUAUGUAAGACUCCUGUCUCAAAAGAGAAAAAGAUUCUAUUUCCCAAAUCUUGAGUCAUGCUUUGCAGUAAUAGCUAGAAAGUAUUUAUGGUAAUGGGAUGGAAGUGAGGGUCUCAUGUUCCCUAGGUACACAGUACUCCUGAACUACACCUUUUACCUUAAACUGAAUGACGAUGUGCUUAUCCAUGUUUACGUAAUAGCUAACACAACACAUUUAGGAAUUCUUGGGAGCUGUUGAAAAGGAUAGAUCUCAGCUGGAGGUGCACGCCUUUAAUCCCACAAUUUGGGAGGCAGAGGCAGGUGGCGCUCUGAAUUCCAGGCCAAGCCUGGUGGACAGAAUGAGUUCUAGGACAGCCAGGGCUACACAGCCAGUUGCAGUCUCAAGACAAAAGUCUGGGGCUGCUGAGAUAGCUCAGCAGGUAAAGGUCCCCAACUCUGAUGAUCUGAGUUGAAUCCCUGGGUCCCACCCUGUGGAAGGAGAGAAUCAGCUCCCAGAAGCUGUACUCUGACCGCCACACAAGAAUUGUGGUGUGUGUAAACUCAUGUUUAUACACAAAAUAAAAAUAUGACUAAUAAAAUA